Messenger RNA from Biomphalaria glabrata, 1586 nucleotides. RefSeq names its product spliceosome RNA helicase Ddx39b. The record is from RefSeq and is a predicted model, not a curated record. Bases 81 to 1439 code for a protein of 452 amino acids. NCBI's taxonomy places the organism in Eukaryota, Metazoa, Mollusca, Gastropoda, Planorbidae. Gene Ontology annotation, molecular function: RNA binding; RNA helicase activity; ATP binding. The transcript is spliced from 10 exons. Gene Ontology annotation, biological process: mRNA splicing, via spliceosome; mRNA export from nucleus.
UCAAAUGGAAAUCGUAUCCAACGGCAAUAUCUUAUAUCGAUACUAAACCACGCGAUUCCUAACCAUGAUACCAACGCCGGAUGUUAAUAGAUAUUGUCGAACUUCCUGUCUUUUCAACCGGUCUUUCGGAAGAAAGGAUUGUUCGAGAUAUCUGUAAAACAAAUAUGGCUGAAGAUAGUGUUAUUCUCGAUUAUGAUGAUGAAGAGAAUGAACCCACUGUUGAUGCAGCUGGUGGAGAUGGACCAGUUAAAAAAGAUGUAAAAGGAACAUACGUGUCGAUUCACAGUUCUGGUUUCAGAGAUUUUCUUCUCAAGCCAGAGCUUCUUAGAGCUAUUGUGGAUUGUGGAUUUGAACAUCCAUCAGAAGUUCAACAUGAAUGCAUCCCUCAGGCCAUAUUAUCUAUGGAUGUUUUGUGUCAGGCCAAGUCUGGCAUGGGAAAAACAGCUGUCUUUGUUUUGGCAACUCUUCAACAACUAGAGCCUGUUGAUGGACAAGUUUCUGUAUUGGUGCUUGCACACACAAGGGAACUUGCUUUUCAAAUUAGCAAAGAGUAUGAAAGAUUCAGCAAAUAUAACAACAAUGUUAAAAUUGCUGUGUUUUUUGGAGGGAUGAACAUUAAAAAGGAUGAAGAGGUUUUAAAGAAAAAUUGCCCUCACAUUGUUGUUGGUACACCUGGACGCAUUCUGGCACUCGCCCGCUCCAAGGUUCUUUCAUUAAAAAAUAUCAAGCAUUUCAUUCUUGAUGAGUGUGACAAAAUGUUGGCAGAAUUAGACAUGCGCAGAGAUGUUCAAGAAAUUUUUCGCAUGACUCCACAUGAGAAGCAAGUGAUGAUGUUCAGUGCCACUUUAAGCAAGGAAAUACGCCCAGUUUGCAAGAAGUUCAUGCAAGAUCCUAUGGAAGUGUAUGUGGAUGAUGAUUCUAAACUUACCUUACAUGGCUUACAACAGCAUUAUGCCAAAUUGAAGGAUAAUGAAAAGAAUAGGAAACUUUUUGAACUCCUAGAUGUCUUGGAGUUCAAUCAGGUCAUCAUAUUUGUGAAGAGCAUCCAGCGUUGUAUGGCUUUGGCACAGCUAUUACAGGAACAGAACUUUCCAGCUAUUGCUAUUCACAGAGCAAUGACUCAAGAAGAGAGGCUGUCUCGUUACCAAUCUUUUAAAGAUUUCCAAAAGCGUAUAUUAGUGGCUACAGAUCUGUUUGGCAGAGGAAUGGAUAUUGAAAGAGUUAACAUAGUGUUCAACUAUGACAUGCCCGAAAACUCAGACACUUACUUACACAGGGUGGCAAGAGCAGGACGGUUUGGAACUAAAGGCCUGGCUAUUACAUUUGUGUCAGAUGAAAAUGAUGCAAAAAUUUUGAAUGAGGUUCAGGAAAGAUUUGAAGUGAAUAUAACAGAAUUACCAGAUGAAAUUGAUAUUUCUUCUUACAUUGAAGGUCGUUAAUUAUCCUGAAUGAUGACAGACUGAUCAGUUGUUUUUUUAACUUGUAAAUAUUUGUCAUGUUAAUUAUGUGUCAUAUUUUAAUCAUCUUAAUAAUUCAUUCAUUAUUAAUGUACAAUUUGAAUAAAAAAUAUUGAAAAAAUUUUUUAU